Molecule: messenger RNA, 3054 nt
Organism: Centropristis striata (black sea bass)
Lineage: Eukaryota; Metazoa; Chordata; Actinopteri; Perciformes; Serranidae
Gene: mysm1
Product: Myb-like, SWIRM and MPN domains 1
Exons: 20
Coding region: 215-2839 (874 amino acids)
Biological process (GO): double-strand break repair
Cellular component (GO): BRISC complex; BRCA1-A complex
Molecular function (GO): metallopeptidase activity; polyubiquitin modification-dependent protein binding
Source: RefSeq, a predicted model, not a curated record
AUGUUAAAUUGGGGGUUACGACUCAAAAAGGUUGAGAACUACUGCCAUAGAGGGUUAAUAUCACUGUGGUAAAGCAGAAGAGGAGCACAUUCCUGCACUGGUCACUAGAUAAUUCGUACAUCCCGCCACCAGGUGUCGCUGUGAGCAGCGCUGCCCGCUCUUUUCCUCCCGUCUCUCUCUCUUUCCUCUCCGUUGUUUACGUUCAUCAAACAACAUGGAGGACGAGGUGGAUGUUGACAUCGAAGGAGACGAGUUUGAAGGCAAUAUUAGCGAGCUGGAUGGAGGAGGUCUAGUCCAGGAGCACUUCAUUCAGUCUGCGUGGAAGAGCAGCGCAGGGAUACUGCCAUGGGAGCUGGACAGCUCCAUCAGCCCGGAGAACAGGGAGGUGAUAGAGAGGAUGCUGCUGGAGGAACAAUACUACCUGACAGGUGAGGGGAUUCCCAACCAUAUUUGGGAAAGCGACGCUAACAACGAGCCCAAAGUAAAGAAGUCUCCAGCAAAGACGUCGGCCUCGGCCUCAGGCUCGUCUUCUCGGUGGUCCAAACAGGAGAAAGAGCUGUUUGAGGACGGACUGGCUCAGUUUGGUCGAAGGUGGACUAAGAUUGCCAAAUUAGUGGGCAGCCGUUCAGUUCUUCAGGUCAAAAGCUAUGCCAGACAGUAUUUUAAACACAAGGCUAAAUCAGAACCCAGAGCUGCAGCUCCUGCGCUACAGCUACAACCUCCUGAGCCCACCUCCAGUCAUGCAUCCACUCUGACAAACACGGUCCGCAUAGAGAAGCUCUCUGAUGAAGAGAACGAGGAAGUAGACAUCACCGACGACCUGAGCAGUGAUGAAGAUGGUGAUAAACCGCAGGCUGUUAUCAAAACUGAGUUCUUUGAGCCGAAGCAGCCGACAGACCCUGAGAUCCAGUCAGACACAGAGGAGCAGGAAGAGGCGGGUCUGACUGGCCGACCCAGUCACAACUCAAUGUCUCCACAACGCCCCCGGGCCUCGUCUUCCCUCCCGUCCUCAGAGAAGAGUGGCGUGACUGGGUUAGAGGAGAAGGGCAAUGAGAGAGCAUCACUUCCUCUAAAAAACCUUCAGACAGGAGCUCAAACAGACCCGGAACAGAUGACGGACAGGAAUGAAGAGCAGAGCUCCCGAUCUGAGAGCUCAGCACAGACAGGUCAACCAGAAGAGGCCUGUAGUGGCUCAGGUUCUGCUGAUAAGACUGAGCAGAGUCCAGCUGACGGUCCAGAAGAAGACCAGGAGGAAGAGGAGGAGUCUGAGGAUGAGGAAGAGGAGGAGCUGAAGCCCCCUGAGCAGGAAAUAGAGAUGGACAUGGAGAUCAUCACAGAGGAAGAGAAACAAGCAAUCCCGGAGUUCUUUGAGGGACGACCAUCUAAAACCCCUGAAAGAUACCUGAAGAUCCGAAACUACAUCCUGGAUCAGUGGUUGAAGAGCAAGCCCAAGUACCUGAACAAGACGUCGGUCCGCCCUGGACUGAAGAACUGCGGAGACGUCAACUGCAUUGGGAGAAUACACACCUACCUGGAGCUCAUUGGAGCCAUCAACUUCAACUGCGAGCAAGCGGUCUAUAAUCGGCCAAAGGUGGUGGACCGCUCCAAGCAUAAGGUGGGCAAAGAUGUGCUCGAGGCGUACCAGCUCGCCCAGAGACUUCAGAGCAUGCGGACCAGGAAGCGGCGUGUGCGGGACAUAUGGGGAAACUGGUGUGACUCCAAAGAUUUGGAGGGACAAACAUAUGAGCAUUUGACAGCUGAGGAACUGGCUCUGCGGAGAGAGGAGAUGAAGAAGCAGCCUAAACCCUGCAAGAUCUCCAGAUUCAGGGGGUCUUUUGAUCCCUUCCAGUUGAUUCCCUGCAGGUAUUUUGGAGAGGAUGUGCAGGAACCAUUCCAGGUUAUUGUGUGUGCAGAAACUCUUCUCAUAAUGGACAUGCAUGCCCACGUGUCUCGGGGGGAAGUCAUUGGCCUGCUCGGAGGAACUUUCAGUGAAGAAGAGAGAAUAUUAAAGAUCUGUGCAGCGGAGCCAUGCAACAGUGUGAGUACCGGUCUGCAGUGUGAGAUGGACCCGCUGUCUCAGACUCAGGCCUGUGACGUGCUGUCCUCUCUGGGCUUCAGCGUAGUGGGCUGGUACCACUCACAUCCCACCUUCCACCCCAACCCGUCAGUGCGGGACAUAAACACACAGGACCAGUUUCAGAGUUAUUUCUCCCGUGGCGGAGCCCCCUUCAUCGGGAUGAUUGUGAGCCCGUAUGACCCAGCAAACCCAUCCCCCCACUCCCAAACUACCUGCUUGUUGGUGAAGGAGAGCCAGGAGCCUUCAGGCCCACAGAAGCUGCCCUACAGAUUCGACUUCCUGUCAUCACAAGACAUUCCAGACUGGGAGCAGACGUUGAGGAGAGCUCAGUGGAUCAUCCACAAAUACUGUCAAACACCCGGGAGUGUGCAGAUGGACAGAUUCUUCCGGAAAGACUCCCAUCUCACCUGUCUGGAGAAGAUGCUGUCGUCUCUGGCCCGGUACCUGGAGCCCCUGCCAGAUGAGGAGGGAGACCCCUUCCUCACCCAGAUCCAGGCCCUUUUCCAGUCAGACUUCAUUGCAAAGCAGCAGCCAUGUGACCAGGAAGAGGAAUCUUUUAAUAUCUCAUCCAGACAAAUGGACUCAGAUGACUUUACUUUCGAUCAGCUGAUGGGCGAGGAGAGGCCCCAGGAGGGAGGAGGAGACUCUGAUCUGGAUUCUGGCAGAGCUUUAGACAGCGGUGCACAGACCUCAGACACUAAAAGCAGCACAGUUUUACAUCUGGGCUCUGUGUUGUCGAGUGAACAUGACUAUCUACUGUGAUGGACCAAAUAUUUCAUCUUUCUCAAAAGUGUAGCCCUUUAUGUAACCACAGUGAGGUUUUGUAUCGAGAUUACCGGCAUACUUUAGUUUAAUAUUUUAUUUUUUAGUGAAGAACUUUUAACCAAAAACUAUGAAGGAAGUGUUAUUGAGUGUGUUAUUGUGAGAAAACAUUUCACUUUUCAAGUUCUGCAGGUUUCUUUUAAACAGAAUAAAUA